[Candida] anglica is the source of this 642-nucleotide messenger RNA. The record is from the annotation of a GenBank genome assembly. NCBI's taxonomy places the organism in Eukaryota, Fungi, Ascomycota, Pichiomycetes, Serinales, Debaryomycetaceae.
AUGACUGAAGAUAUACAACUAUCUAACCUUCAUCGUGAAAGGUUCACACAUGAUGUUGAUGUUUCUGAUGAUGUUCUUCCUCUGCAUGUUAAUUUCAAUCCAACCGCAAAAUCAAUUCAAAGGAAAUUAGUAUUAUACGUGGUCUUUGAGGCCAUGACAUCGCUAUUUCUAUACUAUAAAUAUACAGAUUUAAUUCUGGUACAUAGAUUAUUGGCUCCUAUGAUGCUUGGAGCUUCAUCUGCUGCAUUAGCUCAAUCUAUAAACCAGUAUAUGAAGAAGAAAUUUAGUUUAUCAAAAGUUUGUAAAUUCAUAGUCUGGGGGUUAAUUAAUGGAAGUCUUACAGUGCUAUGGGUUGAUAUGCUUAUGUUUCAAUUUGAAAACACAUUCUAUAGAAUUGCCACCGAUCAAAUCGUUGGGGCCCCAUGUUUCCAGCUCAUCUAUAACAUAUUAAGUGCUCUUUGGGAUACAGGUGAAAUUUCUGGUUGUUUCCUGCCUGCUCAUAUGAAAUCUUUUAAAUAUAGUUAUUGUUUUUGGCCAUUUUUCUCAGUUUGUGCAUUUAUAUUCUUACCUCAAAGUACAAUGUUCCCCGCAUAUUGUCUUGCAAAUUUGGUAUGGAAUUUGAUAUUAAGUAAAUUGGGUUGA